AUGAAAGGACUCUUGUAUGAGAUGCUUAGAUCUGCGAAGACAGGGAGCUCAAAAUCCACCUGGAAGGUACUGAUCAUGGACAAACUUACUGUCAAGAUAAUGUCGUAUGCCUGCAAAAUGGCUGACAUCACACAAGAAGGAGUUUCACUGGUUGAAGACAUAUUUAGAAGAAGACAACCUCUACCUUCAAUGGAUGCCAUAUACUUCAUCCAGCCUACAAAAGAGAAUGUCAUCAUGUUCUUGUCAGACAUGUCUGGGAAAUCACCCUUGUACAAGAAUUCUCCAGUUUCCAAGGAGCUGGUUGGUCACAUCAAAAAAGAUUCGAGUGUAUUACCUCGGAUUGGAGCAUUGAGAGAGAUGAAUUUGGAGUUUUUUGCCAUUGAUAGCCAGGGUUUCAUCACGGAUCAUGAGAGAGCUUUAGAGGAUCUUUUUGGUGACGAAGAAACUUCUCGAAGAGGCGAUGCGGUCUUGAAUGUGAUGGCUUCUCGUAUUGCCACCGUCUUUGCUUCACUACGGGAAUUUCCAUCAGUACGAUACCGAGCUGCAAAGUCACUUGAUGCUUCAACAAUGACAACUUUGCGCGAUUUAAUUCCCACAAAGCUUGCAGCUGGAAUCUGGAAUUGUCUGGCCAAACAUAAACAGUCGAUUGAAAAUUUCCCUCAGACUGAAACGUGCGAGCUACUCAUCCUCGACAGAUCUAUAGACCAGAUUGCCCCUAUUAUACAUGAGUGGACUUAUGAUGCUAUGUGCCAUGAUUUACUGAACAUGGAAGGGAACAAAUAUGUACAUGUGAUUCCAAGCAAGUCAGGCGGACAACCAGAGAAGAAAGAUGUGCUCUUGGAGGAACAUGAUCCUAUUUGGCUAGAGCUUCGGCAUGCACAUAUAGCAGAUGCUAGUGAAAGAUUGCAUGAUAAGAUGACCAAUUUCUUAUCAAAAAACAAAGCAGCUCAGCUUCAGCAUGGUAAGAGAGAUGGAGGUGAGCUUUCUACAAGGGAUUUGCAGAAGAUGGUUCAAGCAUUGCCACAAUACAGUGAACAAAUUGACAAGCUCUCUCUCCAUGUAGAGAUUGCUAGAAAAAUCAACGACCUUAUCAGAGAACAGGGACUUCGGGAGCUUGGACAACUUGAACAAGACCUUGUGUUUGGUGAUGCUGGGAUGAAGGAUGUGAUUAAAUAUUUGAGUACUCAAGAGGAGGCAAGUCGUGAAGGUAAGUUACGCCUGUUGAUGAUCCUCGCGACAAUUUACCCUGAAAAGUUCGAAGGCGAAAAAGGUCAAAAUCUAAUGAAGCUGGCAAAACUCUCAUCUGAUGACAUGAGCGCUGUAAAUAAUAUGAGAUUACUUGGCUCAGCCGUCGAUGCUAAAAAGAAUGCCCCAGGAGGUUUCACUUUGAAGUUUGAUCUUCACAAGAAAAAACGAGCUGUCAGGAAAGAGCGCCAAGAGGAAGCAGCAUGGCAGUUAUCUCGUUUUUACCCGAUGAUUGAGGAACUCGUCGAGAAACUUAGCAAAGGAGAAUUGCCAAAAGAGGAUUUCCCAUGUAUGAACGACCCAAGCCCGAGUUUCCAUGGAUCAACGUCACUUUCAUCAGCAGCAAGUAGUAGUCAAGGUCAAGCUGCUCAGUCCAUGAGAUCAAGACGCACACCAACAUGGGCUAAACCUCGAGGUUCAGAUGAUGGAUAUUCAAGUGAUUCGGUGCUGAGACAUGCGUCAAGCGAUUUCAAGAAGAUGGGACAGCGAAUAUUUGUGUUUAUCGUUGGAGGAGCGACAAGAUCAGAGUUAAAAGUAUGCCACAAACUAACCACGAAACUCAAAAGAGAAGUAAUCCUCGGGUCCACAAGCCUCGACGAUCCUCCACAGUUCAUAACGAAACUGAAGCUUCUGACUGCAAAUGAGUUAUCUAUAGACGAUCUCCAGAUAUGA
Thlaspi arvense is the source of this 1917-nucleotide messenger RNA. NCBI's taxonomy places the organism in Eukaryota, Viridiplantae, Streptophyta, Magnoliopsida, Brassicales, Brassicaceae. The record is from the annotation of a GenBank genome assembly.